Molecule: messenger RNA, 5633 nt
Organism: Lampris incognitus (smalleye Pacific opah)
Lineage: Eukaryota; Metazoa; Chordata; Actinopteri; Lampriformes; Lampridae
Gene: malrd1
Product: MAM and LDL receptor class A domain containing 1
Exons: 33
Coding region: 1-5475 (1824 amino acids)
Cellular component (GO): membrane
Molecular function (GO): protein binding
Source: RefSeq, a predicted model, not a curated record
AUGACACCGCUGCGGCGUCGGCCCGUGUGGCUGCUGACCUUUGCUCUGGCGUUCGUCCCUGCAUGUGCGAGGGCCUGUUCAACACGGGAGUUCACCUGCGCCCAGGGAUCAUGCGUGCCCGAGGAAAGCGUGUGUGAUUUCACGGAUAGCUGCGGGGAUGGCAGCGAUGAGGAAGACUGUUCAGACUACAGGCGUUGUGACUUCGAGGAGGGCUUCUGCGACCUUAUCCAGGGCUCAGAGCCGCUGUCUGGAUGGACCAGACGAACCACAGCACCAGGACUCGAACACGACCAUGCCAACAACCGGUCAGCACACUUUCUGUCCCUUUUACCCAUCGGAGGACAAAGAACCGUGGCAGAGCUGAAGAGUCCCGUCUUCCUGCCUUCUCACACAUGCAGGUUGAGCCUCUACUAUUACACCGGUGGAAAACAUGGAGGUCUUCAGAUCCUGAUUCAAACUCCCCCUUUGGGUCAGAGCAAAGUGGUCUGGAAAAACCAUGAACCGCAGAAAGACACGUGGCUGCAGGUGGUGAUACAGCUCAUCAGUGAGCACUCCUUCCAGGUGGUGAUUCGAGGUGAUCUAGCUGCUGACAGCGAAUCCUCUGACGUCGUGGCCGUUGAUGACCUAACCUUUAGUCGGGACUGUGCGAUUGCCUCUGAGAGCAGCGCGCCAACUCCUCCCCCGUGCCCCCCCUCAUGGUUUGCCUGUGGCGGUGGGGAGUGUAUAGAGGGCAGCAAAGUUUGUGACUUCACCCCACACUGUCGCAACGGCGAGGACGAAGCCAGCUGUCCUUCGCACUGUGACUUCGAGAGAGGCUCCUGUGGCUGGUAUGAGUUCACUCUCGGUGAUGGCUUUGACUGGGUAAGGGGCUCCUCCGUGGAGGUACCUCCAGACUACCAGGGCCUACCACCCCCACUGGACCACUCUACUAACACCACAGAGGGCCAAUUCAUGUUUAUAGUGAAGAACAGUAGCAGUCUCUCACCCAGAGCGGUGCUUCGAGGGCCCCAGUUCCAACAGUCAGCCUCUGGGUGCACAUUUACAUUCUGGCAAUACAAUGCAGGCAUAUCCGUAGGGGCUGCCGACAUGUAUUUACGCAUCCCUGGUGCCAAGAACAACACCAUAAUAUGGAGGACUUUCUACAACCAAGGAGCCCGCUGGAAGAGGGUCACUGUGCAGCUUGGACGCAUCAAACAGCCUUUCCAGAUCUCACUGGCGAAGCUCAGCCUCGGGGUUUUUGAUGGGGUCUCUGCCUUAGACGACAUCGCCUUCCAGAACUGCUCAAUGCCGCCGGCGACGGAGGAGUGUCCUAAACACACACACUUCCACUGUGUGCGAAGCCGUGCGUGUGUACAGCACCUGCAGCUGUGUGACCUGGUGGACGACUGUGGAGAUGGAUCGGAUGAGGACGGGUGUUCCCCAGAGAUGCAGUGUGACUUCGAACAUGGCCUGUGCAGCUGGAAACAGGAGCAGAGCGGCGGCGACGUCUUUGACUGGACCAGUAUUCAAGGUCCGACUCCCACCUUUAACACGGGGCCUUUGAAGGACCACACUCUCGGCACCGUAUAUGGACACUACCUCUACAUUGAGUCCUCCAUCCCCCAGCAUUUCAAGGACACCGCCGUGUUACUGAGCCGAGCCAUCCAGCCGACCCUCCGACGCGGCGAGUACCCACUCAGGACCCAGCAGCCCUGUGUUUUCCGCUUCCACUACCACAUGUUUGGCUCCCACGUUUUCCGCCUAGCAGUGUACAUCAGGACCACCGCUACAGGCCGUGGUCAAAUGCUGUGGGUACGUUAUGGAGACCAGGGCGACCUGUGGCACAGGAAGAUUCUCUACCUCAACAGCGCGAGGCCCUUCCAGAUAUUGAUAGAGGGUACUGUCGGCGACGAUUUCAAUGGCGACAUCGCUAUUGACGACCUGUCUUUCCUGGACUGCGUCCCAUACGAAGGAGAGCUGCCCUCAGUGAGUCCCACCACCCCAGCGACAACCACUGUAGCUCCCACAGUCCUGCCCCAUAGCUGCCCUGAAGGGGAGUUUGCAUGCGGGGCGCCUGGGGAGUGUGUAGACCAGGGCAAACUGUGUGACUUCAGAUACGACUGUUCUGAUGGCUCGGAUGAAGCAAACUGUGCGAAGGAGUUCUGUGGGUUUGAGGCCGGCGACACAUGUGGAUGGGAGGGGGCCUUUGCCUCGCCCAUCCCCAUCCACGCAUUUCGCUGGUUGCCUGACCAGGGGGAAACCAUCCACGAUGGAGAGCAGUACCACCGGCCGGUUAACGAUCACACACUAGGCAGCCCUGUGGGUUGGUACAUGUGUGCUGACAGUUCAAAUGGUGGCUACGGUCACACCACUGACCUCCAGACACCUGUCAUCUCUUCCACUGGACCACAGUGCACCCUGGUCUUCUGGUACCACAUGGGUGGAUUCACUGUGGGGUCACUGCAAGUGUUGCUGAAGUAUGGAAACCUCACUCAUAAGGUUUGGUCCCAGACUGGUAAUCAAGGCAACAAGUGGAGACGUGGGGAGGUGUACUUGGGGAUAUCCAAGAACUUCCAGGUGGUACUCAGGGCCAAGCGGGGCAUCAGCUACAUGGGCGAUGUGGUGGUAGACGAUCUCGUCUUCCAAAGUUGUGCCCCUCCACUGACCUCAGAUCAGCCGUGUGGGCCCGAGGAGUACGCCUGCACCAACGGACACUGUAUCCCCCAAGACAACUUGUGUGACUUCAUCAACCACUGCGGGGACAACUCCGAUGAGGAUCCCUACAUCUGCAAGGGUUUCAGUGGACGCUGUGACUUUGAGUUCGACCUCUGCUCCUGGCGCCAGUGUCGACAGGAUAACUUUGAUUGGCUGAUCAAAGCAGGCAGCACGCCAACGGUCGGCACGGGGCCCUCGACCGACCACACCCUGAGAGACCCAUCUGGUCACUACCUGUACCUGGAGAGCUCUUUCCCUCAGACCGCUGGAGAUGCUGCUCGCAUUAUUGGACCCCUGCUGAGCUACAGGAGCAAGCAGUGCAAGAUUCGGUUCUAUCUGCACAUGUCCGGAGACGGCAUCGGUACACUCAACGUCUUCCAGAGGAGCACAACAAACCUCCACCUCCUCCUGAACCUGACAGGAGACCAGGGCAACUACUGGCAGAUGAGGGAGAUCCACCUGACCUCUCCCAGCGACUUCCGCAUCGUGUUCGAGGGCAAGGUGGGCCGGAGUCCCAAGGGUGACAUCUGCCUUGAUGACAUAACCUUCUCCCCGGGGUGUCUGCUCGCUGCAUCGGGCGCAACAGUGGACAACACUCCUCCACCACCUUCCACAGGCUCCUGUCCUUUGGGCUCCCUGCAGUGUGACAAUGGCCGGUGCUUUGCUUCCGAGCAGAGCUGCGACUUCACAGAUGACUGUGGAGAUGGCACUGAUGAAAAGGACUGCGGCACAUCCUGCUCCUUUGAGAACGGCCGCUGUGGGUGGAAGAGCUCCCCGGCCGAUAACUUUGAUUGGACGCUGGGUACGGGGUCUGUCCAAAGUAUACGGCCUCCAUUUGAUCACACUUUGGAGAACGAGAAUGGUCAUUUUGUCUAUCUCCAGGCUGCACCAGUGGGACUGAAAGGUGAUAAAGCUCACAUCAGGAGCUCUGUGUGGAAAGAGUCGAGCGCCAUCUGCAAACUCUCCUUCUGGUACUACAUUUCCCAUAAGGCCACAGGAACCAUCCGUUUACUAAUUAAGACGGAGAACAACCUGUGGGAAGCCUGGAACAAGACGGGCCACCAAGGGAACAGAUGGAACAGAGCUGAGGUCCCGCUCAGGAAGCUGAGGGACUUCGAGGUGAUCUUCGAGGGGAUCCGCUCGAGGGAUGUGAGUUGGGGGGCGGCCCUGGAUGACCUGGAGUUCAUGAACUGUGCCCCCAGUGCUGCGGCGCCAGCGACUUGCCCAGCCGUCACAGACUUUGUGUGUCGGAGCAGCCACUGUAUCGAGUCCCACCUGGUGUGCGACAGCAAGGCCGACUGCGCUGACGAGUCAGACGAGUCAGACUGCGAUCACGUAAAUCGUUUACCUGGUGCCUGUAACUUCGACAUGCCCGGGGUCCGGUGGGAGGAGACCUGCCAGCUGUCCCAGGACUCUGACGACGACUGUGACUGGACGAUAGGUCGCAGGAGUCAGACACCAGGAACCGGACCCUAUAGCGACCACAGCCCUGGUGGCGGGGGGAAGUUCCUGUAUGUGCACUCCGCCAUUCAGAGAGAGGGCGAUGUCGCCAAGGUGUCGACCAGGAGUCCCUUCCCAGCCAGUAUCGGCCUGUGUCACCUGCGCUUCUGGUUCUACAUGCGCGGGUCCGACAGGAUGGGAACGCUGAAGGUUUAUACUGUUGGAUCCAGUGGUACCCGUCUCCUGAUGUGGGCGGCCGUUGGAAACCAGGGCAACCAGUGGAAAUACGCCAAUGUUAUCCUGUCCAACCCAGCACCCUUCAGGGUGAUGUUCCAGGCGGAAGUGGGUGGAGACAUGUGGACGGACAUCGCGCUGGAUGACAUCUCCUACACCACUGAGUGUAUAGCAGGAGGCCCAGUGACUCCUCAGCCUCUGACAUGCGGUGCGGACCUGUACCAGUGUGCGUACUCCUUCCAGUGUAUCCCAGAGAGCUGGCGGUGUGACGGGGAGCAGGACUGCGCCGACCUGUCCGACGAAGAGGGCUGUCCCGACCUGGUGCCCGGCACCCUCCCUCCUCAGGACCAUUGUCGUGAUGAUGAGUACCAGUGUCUGGACCGGCGCUGCCUGCCUUCCAUCCUGCGCUGCGACGGGGUCCCUGACUGCCCCGAGGGAGAGGACGAACACAGCUGCUCCCUGCUGCAGUGUGAACUGGGGGAGCUGGUGUGCGAGGGCUCCACCAGUUGCCUUCCUGUCCACAAGCGUUGCGACCAGUCCGUCGACUGCCUCCCCUUCCACUCAGACGAGUCCAGCUGUUUUGAGUGUCCCCCGUUCUACUGCCUGGAUCACGGAUCAUGCUUCGUGGAGAGACACGGGCCCAUUUGCACGUGCCAGGCAGGGUGGACGGGCAACCGUUGCCACGUGAGGGAGAAGCCAUCCUCCUCCACCCCGACGCCCCAACCAGAAGACAUAAACCUGGAUUCUGUUUAUGUUGGCAUAAGCAUCGGAUCAGUCAUGCUGGUCGCUGGGAUUGCCGUCUGCAUCCUGUUCCUGUGGAUAAGGAGACGCUCCCUAAAGAAGCUUGACACGAUGAAGUACAAAGUGACGAAUGGCCUACCGUCUGACAGGGGAACACGGCCCCCCUCCCUGAGUGAUUGGCCCAACACUUGCUCCAGGGUUGACCCCGCAAAGAGUGAUGGCCCUGGGCUUUCCAUCAGUGUCUAUCCCUGGAGGACAGAUGUGGAGGAUUCGACCUGGAGAGAUGCCAAGCUGUCCUUCGCUAACCCCUUGUACCAGUAUUCCCCUGAUGCUAAUGGAGUUGACCAUAACAGCUCUGAGGCGUAAAAACAAUGGACUUAACAUACUGACACUGCGGUGGGCCUGGGUCAAAGGGCGUUCGGGACACUUUUCAUGAAUUGUUAUAAAUGUUUGUUUUGCCAGAUUUUUCAACUUGGAGGUUUUUGCGAUACGUAACGAGUGACAGAAAUGUUGGGAUAACCAGG